This is a messenger RNA of Agelaius phoeniceus (red-winged blackbird), 576 nucleotides long. The record is from RefSeq and is a predicted model, not a curated record. Lineage: Eukaryota; Metazoa; Chordata; Aves; Passeriformes; Icteridae.
AUGGCCCUCCUGGCUCUCACCCUGGCACUGCUGGCAAUGACUGUGACCACUGCAGCCAUCAAGGUGGUGCCCCUGGACAUGGCCCAGGACUCCUUUCAUGACCAGUAUCGGGGUGGCUGCAGGCCUGCCGUGAUCGUGGCAUUGCCGGCCCUCAGCCACUUUGAGUUCCAGGUGAAUCCUCUGUGCACCCAGACCUGGGUGAAGGCCGAGGCUGAGUGGCACAAGCGGGGCUCCCCCUGUUCCCCUCUGGCGUCCCCAGCCCAGGCCGUUGCUCUCGUGGCCUACACAACAAAGGACAUUUACAAGGAGUUCAACGCAGCCGUGUGUGCGGCCGGGAGCUCCCGCCAUGAAUACCGGAACAACUUCCACUUCAAAACGCUGCAUUUCCUGCUGACCCAGGCCCUGGGGACACUGAGGCAUGCUCAGAAUGGGCAGUGUCACCACGUGUUCCGGGGUGUGCAUGGUGUCCGGUUCCAGGCACGGAGUGGCCAGAGGGACAGGAAAGACCUGGAGAUCCUGGAUGGCUGCAUGGAUGAUGACCACAGUGGAGCAUUUCUGUCACAAAGUGACAAAUAA